CGCCUUACCUUUUCCUACAAUUUAAGUAUAUGAAAGCAAAAGCAGGUGUAGAAAAUCCUGAAUUGUGAGAAAUGGCGACGAUUGCAGCCUCACUCGGACCAACCAUGGCGGGAGUAGCAGUAAAAUCCCAAAACUUGUGCAGGUUCUCGACGAUUAAGAGUUCCGAAAUUGGUUCCGUUGCGUCCCAGUUGAGUGGAAUCAAGAUAUCCUCGGUCCAAUUUCAGAAGAGAGCCGGUCUUCCUCUCUCUACGCAUCUGAGGCCUUCUCUUCAACCUGUUGCUCGUAGAGUAUGCCCCUUCACUGGAAAGAAGUCAAACAAAGCAAAUGCAGUUUCUCACUCGAACCACAAGACAACGAGACGACAGUUUGUGAACCUGCAGUACAAGCGGAUAUGGUGGGAAGCUGGGAAGCGCUAUGUCAAAUUGCGUCUAUCGACGAAAGCUAUGAAGACCAUUGAGAAGAAUGGACUUGAUGCAGUUGCUAAGAAAGCCGGAAUCGAUCUCAACAAGAAAUAAAUUUCAAACUGUGCAUCUCCUUACACUAGCAGAUGUUUUCUUCAUUGCCAUUUUGCAGCUUUCUUCUUUGAGAAUUCCUUGUUUCUACAUGUUGACAUUGUUUAUUCUCAUGUCAAAAUAUGUAUGACGAUGCUUGGAAUAGGAGAUCGAAUGCGAUCUUUGUGACUAAAAAAGCUUUCAUGGCAGGCAUUAAUGACUAGAAAAUACAAUUGACAUUGA
This is a messenger RNA of Andrographis paniculata, 734 nucleotides long. Its product is annotated as 50S ribosomal protein L28, chloroplastic. Gene Ontology annotation, cellular component: ribosome. Gene Ontology annotation, molecular function: structural constituent of ribosome. The record is from RefSeq and is a predicted model, not a curated record. Gene Ontology annotation, biological process: translation. Bases 72 to 515 code for a protein of 147 amino acids. The transcript has 2 exons. Lineage: Eukaryota; Viridiplantae; Streptophyta; Magnoliopsida; Lamiales; Acanthaceae.